AUGGACGAUCACGGUGAUUUCGACAGUAUCUCAUGGCAGCGCGAGGAUACAUCACAAGCCGAAGGCUCCACUCCCUUCGAGGCCACCCUACCAGCAAGACCCUCGAAUGGCCGCAGGAGUGAUAGUAUGUCCAGCGAGCCCCAGGCUGGUGAGCAGGCGGACAAUGUCGACCUGGCAGGGAUAGGUCGUGAUGGCAUCCUGGAGGUCACGGUAGACAGCCCAUUGAAAGAGAAUGAUGGGACCAAAGACGCCUACGUAUCGUACCUGGUGACCACGCAUACGGACUUCAAGUCCUUUCAAAAAUCAGACUUCUCUGUCCGGCGACGAUUCACAGACUUCGUUUUCCUCCGACAAUCCCUACACCGUGACUUCCCAGCCUGCGCAGUCCCCCCUCUGCCAGAGAAGAAUAACAUGGCAUACGUACGAGGUGACCGAUUCAGUAACGAGUUUACGCAAAGGAGGGCGUGGUCCCUCCAUCGCUUCUUGAAGCGAUGCACACUUCACCCAGUUCUCCGGCGCGCGCCAAUCCUGAUUCUCUUUUUAGAGACGGCAGACUGGAAUGCCCAGAUGCGCCUGAGACCCUCAAGGAGCAACACAAUUGAGAGUGGGAAUGCAACAGCGCCAACAGGAUUCUUCGAUAAUGUCGCGGACACUAUGCUCAAUGCGUUUUCGAAAGUGCACAAGCCUGACAAGAGAUUUAUCGAGGUGACCGAAAGGGCCAACAAGCUCGACGAGGAUCUGUCCCACGUGGAGAAGAUCAUCGCGAGGGUAGCACGUAGGGAAAACGACCUUGAGGUUGACUAUGCGGACUUGGCAACCAACAUGCGCAAGCUAACACCCUUGGAACCAGCUAUCGAGGCCCAGUUGCAGACAUUUGCUGGCUGCGUUGACGAGACAUCCAGGGGCUGGAAGAGCCUGAAAGACCAUACCGACCAGAACUAUCUUGGGAGCCUCCGGGAUAUGGAAGCCUACAUCAACUCGGUCAAAUCUCUACUGAAGACGAGAGAACAAAAACAGCUCGAUUUUGAAGGUUUGACGGACUACCUCCAGAAAGCAACCUCUGAGAGAGAUUCUCUGGCGUCAAGUAACCCAUACUCUCACGGUUCGAAUUUAAACCCUGCCACGUUUAUCCGCAACAAGGUGGAAGACAUGAGAGGUGUCGACCAUGAGUCGGCACGAAGGGAACGAGCCCGCAAAUUGGAGCUCAAGAUUGCCGAGCUGAAUCGCGAGGUCGACAGUGCAAAGGGAACGAGUGAAAUGUUUGACGAGCAGGUCGUUCGAGAAGUUGCGGACUUCGAGAGGAUAAAAGGUGUCGAGUUCCGAGACAGCCUCGGGGCGUUGGCGUCACAGCAUAUGGACUUUUUCCAGAACGUGAUUUCAACGUGGGAACGGUUCCUGGUUGAUAUGGACGCAGAUAGUAAAGAUAAAGGCCGGGCGGCCUGA
This is a messenger RNA of Exophiala spinifera, 1443 nucleotides long. RefSeq lists its product as uncharacterized. Bases 1 to 1443 code for a protein of 480 amino acids. Gene Ontology annotation, cellular component: phagophore assembly site. NCBI's taxonomy places the organism in Eukaryota, Fungi, Ascomycota, Eurotiomycetes, Chaetothyriales, Herpotrichiellaceae. The record is from RefSeq and is a predicted model, not a curated record. Gene Ontology annotation, molecular function: phosphatidylinositol binding. The transcript has 2 exons. Gene Ontology annotation, biological process: autophagy; cytoplasm to vacuole targeting by the Cvt pathway.